CCCGCAGUAGCUGCCCGAGCGCAGGAAGAGGGGCGGCCGGCUUGGCGGUCUGAAAAGAAGCCUCUCGUGCGUGGUCCUGCGGGCUCCAGGUUCCCAGGCCGAGGAAGGGGUAGAGUGAACCCUUGAUUUAUCAGCUUUGGCUGCAGUGGACAACAUUUCCAUCUGCGCCUCCCCUCCCCCCUCCCCUCCCCUCCCCAGCUGAUGGGCAAGUCAUCAUGCACGUGACGCCCCUGCGAACAACAGGCACUCCCUUACCCCAGCUAGACCUUAAACUGAGGCUCUACUGUACUCGGAACCAGCUGAAACCAAGCCGGACCAAACCACGGCUCGGUGUUUUGUGCCUGUGGCUUACGUACAUCCUCUUCUCAGCACCCUAUUCGACCCCCAGCACCCUUUUAGACCUCGAAGUUAAGGCAUCCAUCAGCGGUCUCCGUGGAGGAUGUGAGGGUAAAGAAAUCACAAGGGUGGCUAUGGCCAUGUGAUCAAAGCCCUGUCACUUUUUUACAUGCAUCAUGUGUAUGUUGCAUGUACAAAGGAUCCCACGGCCACCAUUGUGGCCACCAUUGUGACUUUUGACUCCCUCCACAGCCAUGUCUGGCACCUAUUUUUCCUUUUUAACCCCAAACUUUCUGCAAGGCUUUAAUGGGCAAAACGGUAAGUCCAAGGCAUCAGGCACCCUAUUGCACUUUAAAACUCCCUGAAGCCACCGCAAAGGGCUGAAAGGAUUAGUCCAGUUGCAUGAUGCCAUCUCUGCCCCCCCCCCCCCCCGCUAUGCCCUCUUUGGAAAGACAGAGCUAGAGAGUUGCACACUUGCAGGUUCCUGCAACAUGGGGAUCAGCCCUCUCCCCCCACCCCAAGAUAGCCCUAGUCUUGCUCUAAAACUGGCAGAGGUUUUGAUCCUUCCCUUUAAAAAAGCAUUUGCUCCAGCUUUCGGCCCAAGAUGCCUCUUUAUUGCUGCUCUAAAGAAGAAGAGGUCUGCUCCUUCUAGUGGCAGGGAGUGGAUCACUCUGGUCUGAGAAUUGGGAUUCCUCCAAAGUCCAGAGAGUUGAGGGGCGCCUUUUACUGGCUCUUGCCCACCCCGUGGCCUGCCUGAGGCUUCAGAGCAGCAGCGGCUUCAUUGUGACACCACCAUGCCGGUGGUCUGUAUUCUCACCAGAACCCUGAGGAGGGUUCAUGGCGUUCCGUCCCUUCCCAUCACCUGCAGGUCUGGGACCGGCUCAGGCUGGCUGUCCACCAGCACCGUGCUCAGAGUUGGUGCCCACUGAGUGAACAACUAAUCAUCUUGGCAAUGGUGGGCCAUCAGAUGCCGGGGAAGGCAGGGAUGGGCAUGUUUUCAGGUUCCCAGUGUUGCUUUAGGUGUUGGGGGUCUCCCUCUUCCUGCACCUCAGAUUAGCUCAGCUAGUUCCUCUGAAGAAUAACUGUGAAGAAGUUACUUUCUCCCCAUUCUAGGAGAUGGCAAACUAAGGAUGUGAUCAGUAUUGUCCAACUAAACAUUUUUUUCCUGACCUCCCUAGUUUUGUUCUUCCAACCUCAAGGUGGAUGGAAGCAGGCUGAGAUGAGUCGGCUUGGACCAAUCUUGCUAACCCAGCUCUCCUGGCGAGAGAGGUCAGCUCUGCUCUGUGUGCUAGAAAACUCAGCCUCGGCAGCAAACAGGGAUAUGUUGAACUGGAGUCAAGGGGUUGGUUUGCAUCUUGGAGGCAGACUUUCUGCUCUCCACUUAGAACCUCAGAUGUCUCAGAAAAGGUAUGCCAUCUCAGGUGCUCGGACCUGGCUGAUGGGUUAUAACUGCCUUAGGAAAUUCUCCUAUGCAAGCCAUGGUAAACUCGAGUAGUGGAAAAGGUCUCUUACAAAAGAAGGUCUACUCUUUCACCAUCUUUAGGACAAUUCCCCGGUUGCUUUUCAUUUAUUGGUUUAUGGUCCUCGUUAGAUGUCCCACCUUUGGCACCAGGGUUGCCCUCUGCAUUUCUCCAGUCCGUUUCUGGGGCUUUGCACACGCAAGAAUCGGAGAUGGUGAAUAUUCCUAGGAAGCAGUCUAACUCAUUCUAAAACCAUCCCAGAAGCAACCACCAAGGGGGUUCUGUUGAACCAAACUUUCCCACUGCUCUUUGGCCCAGGUUCUCUGAAGGAUGGAGUCCAGCUCCCUAAGGAGUAAAGUCCCGGCUUUCUUAUCGGACCUGGGGAAAGCAACCUUGAGAGGCAUUCGGAAAUGCCCCCGAUGUGGCACCUACAAUGGCACCCGUGGGCUGAGCUGCAAAAACAAGACCUGUGGCACUGUCUUCCGAUACGGUUCACGGAAGCAGGCGGGUGUCGACGCAGUCAAAAUCAUCACCGGCUCAGACCUCCAGGUCUACUCUGUGCGGCAGAGGGACAGAGGGCCCGAGUAUCGGUGCUUUGUGGAGCUGGGCGUCUCGGAGACCACCAUCCAGACAGUUGACGGAACCAUCAUCACGCAGCUCAGCUCUGGGCGCUGCUACCUCCCAGCGUGCUUGAAGGCCACUACGCAAGGGGUAGUCGAAAACCAGUGCCAGCACAUGAAGCUGGCUGUGAGCUGCCAGACAGAGGCCACCCCUUUGACCCUGAAAAGCUCUGUCUUGAACUCCAUGCAGGCCUCGCCCCAAACCAAGCAAACCCUCUGGGAGCUGGCCACUGAGCCCACGGGGCCCCUGGUCCAGAGGAUUACCAAGAAUGUCCUGGUGGUGAAGUGCAAGGCCAGCCCAAAGCAUAGCUUGGGGUAUCUCCAUAUCACCUUUGCUCACAGGGCUGGCCACAAGCACCCGCUGGGGCACCGCUUUUUCUGCCCCUGCCAGUCCUUGAAGUCCAGCAAGGCUACCUCAGCCACAGAAGAAGGGAGCCAGAAAUGCAUCCACUUCUUCGCCUGCCUCUGUGCCUUUGCCAGCGAUGAGGCCUUGGCCCAGGAGUUUGCCGAUUUCCUCAGCGACGAUGCCAGUGCUGCAGGUCUGAAAUCAACGGCAGGAGCUCCGCUCGCUUGCCAGCCAGAAUCCACUCUGCCCUCGGGAGACUCUGUUGCCUCCAAGGUGAAGCGGAAGAAGAAGGAUGAAGGGUUGGGCACGCAAGCAAGUAGCCCCCUCUUGUCUCAAGAUGUGGCAAAUCACCCUUUGCAGAAAAGCGGAGUGAAAAAGGCAUCUGUUGCGUCACUGAAACGGCAAACUGGCGGUCAGGUGCUUGAUGAGUCCCAGGUGGCCCUGUCCUUCCAGGAAUGGCUGGCCAGCGUCACGGAGCGGAUCCACCAAGCCAUGCAUUACCAGUUUGACGGCAAGCCCGAGCCCCUCGUCUUUCACAUCCCGCAGGCCUUCUUCGAGGCUCUCCAGCAGAGGAUCUGCAUUGGGAGCGUCAAGAUGCGACUUCCCAAUUCAACGACAGCUUUUGUCCGCAAAGAUGCCUUACCGCUGGGUACCUUUUCUAAAUAUACGUGGCACAUUACCAACAUCUUGCAGGUCAAGCAGAUCUUUGAUACCGUUGAGAUGCCUCUGGAAAUAACACGCAGCUUUAUCCAGAACCGGGACGGUACCUACGAGCCCUUCAAGUGUCCCAAAGUUGAGGUGGAGAGCAUCGCGGAGACCUACGGACGCCUGGAGAAGCAGCCCAUUCUUCGGCCCCUGGAGCUGAAAACUUUCUUGAAAGUUGGUAACACAUCCCCCGACCAAAAGGAGCCAACGCCUUUCGUCAUUGAGUGGAUCCCAGACAUCCUCCCCCAGUCCAAAAUCGGUGAACUGAGGAUCAAGUUUGAGUAUGGCCACUACAGGAACGGCCACCCCGCUGAAUACCAGGAGCAGCGCCCCUCCCUGGAACAAGCCCUGGAGCUCAUGCCGCUCACCACCAUCACCUUCCCUUGACUCCGGGCUGUUGCUUGGCACGGCUCAGCUUGCCCAAGCCCGUGUCAGAGCUGGCCGAUCUCUUCCGCUCCCUACAAGCCACUGGCCAGAAGAGCUGCAGUUCAGCGUGACUUUGCUAUAAACGACCACUUUCUGUUCUCGAGCCCUGGUCGGAGCUUGCUUCUCGCUCAGGCCUGCCUUGUAAACAGCAUCUCCCAGCCUUGCCAGCUAGUUGAAUUCACCCCCCCACCCCACCCCACCCCAGUUUCCCACCCUGGCUGAGGACCCCAGCACAUCUGGCCAGCACCAGGCGGGGGAAACCAUCAUCUUCUGCCGCAACGUAUGAACCUCCUUUCUACCUGAGACUGCUGGGUUCCAGCCACCCAUUCCAGCGGCUAGAUUGCCAGAUGCUGCGAUCCCUUUACUGGCAUAUUUUACAGUAUAUUUUUAAAAUAAAUUAAAUUAAA
Python bivittatus (Burmese python) is the source of this 4300-nucleotide messenger RNA. RefSeq names its product chromosome unknown C2orf42 homolog (gene CUNH2orf42). Gene Ontology annotation, cellular component: nucleus. The record is from RefSeq and is a predicted model, not a curated record. NCBI's taxonomy places the organism in Eukaryota, Metazoa, Chordata, Lepidosauria, Squamata, Pythonidae.